GGCAUGAGGUUUUUUCUCCAAUAUGUGGGCUGCUUUUUUGCUUUUUUCUCUGCUGGGUUUUUGAUAACAUCUACCUGGACAGACUGCUGGAUGGUAAAUGCUGAUGACUCUCUGGAGGUGAGUACAAAAUGCCGUGGCCUGUGGUGGGAAUGUGUCACCAACGUUUUUGAUGGGAUCCAAACUUGUGAUGAGUACGACUCCAUCUAUGCUGAGCACCCUGUGAAGCUGGUGCUGACCAGAGCCAUGAUGAUCACAGCAGAUAUCCUGGCAGGAUUUGGAUUUCUCUUCCUUGUCCUCGGAUUGGACUGUGUGAAAUUCCUUCCUGAUGAGCCACUCAUCAAGCUGCGUAUCUGCCUGGUGUCUGGAGUUAUGUUGCUCCUUGCAGGUCUCCCGGGCAUUACGGGCUCAGUGUGGUAUGCAGUUGAUGUCUACGUGGAGCGUUCCUCUCUGGUCUUCCACAACGUGUUUCUGGGCAUUCAGUACAAGUUCGGCUGGUCGUGCUGGCUCGGCAUGGCGGGGUCACUCGGCUGUUUCGUAUCUGGGUCCCUGCUCACCUGCUGCAUGUAUCUCUUCAGAGAAACCAGUUCUGGAAGAUUCCAUCCUGCUUAUUCCUUGAGGAAAGGCUAUUCCUCAGCUGCGACCAUCGUAACAAAUACGCAUUUACCAUCCUCACAAACAGCCACUGCCAAAAUGUAUGCAGUGGACACAAGAGUGUGA
This is a messenger RNA of Myiozetetes cayanensis, 717 nucleotides long. It is a transcript of the gene CLDN16, whose product is annotated as claudin 16. NCBI's taxonomy places the organism in Eukaryota, Metazoa, Chordata, Aves, Passeriformes, Tyrannidae. The coding region runs from base 4 to 717 and encodes 237 amino acids. The transcript is spliced from 5 exons. Gene Ontology annotation, cellular component: plasma membrane; bicellular tight junction. The record is from RefSeq and is a predicted model, not a curated record. Gene Ontology annotation, biological process: cell adhesion; bicellular tight junction assembly. Gene Ontology annotation, molecular function: structural molecule activity.